UUAGAGCUCAGCCAUAGUGCAGCAGCUCUCCCUGGCUAAAAUCCCUUCCCAGUCCUGUUAAUACAACUACCAAACAACAACUUCCCUAUCUGUGAGGCUCUUUUAGACCCAGGCUUUAUAUCCUGCAAGCAGAGGACAGGAUUUUACCAAGGGGGAUUUUCUUGAAGCAGGAGAACUGAAGAGUACUAUCACUCACCAAGCUCAGCCAGGAAAGGACGGAGCAGAGGGUGAUCUGCCAAAGCUUCCUACAGCCGCAUCCACUGGCGCUAAGCUGUCUCAUUGUGAGGGUGGAUGCUAGGAGAAGUGGAGGACGAGCAGAAGAUACACCAACUGUACAGGACAUUUCCUUAGUGAAUGGGGUUCACAGCUGAUUGCUCUAAACACAGAUUUCUGUUUCAACAGCUACUAAAAGCCACUUACAGAAGAGGGGACCUCCUAACCCCUCAGCAGGAUGAACAAGACCGAGGGAGCUUUUGAUAACCCAAAACUUUGGAGCCCAGGCUGCACACAGAACAGCACCUUCCUGACCAGUCUGGCACCACCCUUUGCAUUUGGACAGCAGGCUACGGACACAGCCCUGAGUGUAACCCUUAUUGUGGUCCUCCUUGUCAUCAUGGUGUCUCUGGGAUGUACGAUGGACAUUGCCAAGAUCACUACUCACCUCAGGAGACCUAAAGGUGUGGCAAUAGCCAUAAUGGCUCAGUACAGCAUCAUGCCCUUGACAGCAUUCAUAUUGGGCAAACUCUUCCAGCUGAGCACCUCAGAAUCCCUGGCCAUCCUCAUCUGUGGCUGCUGCCCAGGGGGAAACCUCUCCAACAUCUUUAGCCUGGCACUGAGAGGGAACAUGAACCUCAGUGCUGUAAUAACCGCAUGCUCCAUGGUCCUGGCAAUUGGAUUAAUGCCACUGCUUCUGUACCUUUACUCGGGAGGCCUAUAUGAGGGUGACUUGGAGGGCAAAGUACCUUACAAAGGAAUAAUCAGCCUUCUGGUGCUGAUGCUAAUCCCCUGUGCCAUCGGCAUCAUCCUCAAUGAGAAGAAACCACAGUACACUGGCCGUAUCACCAAGGCAGGGAUGGUUAUGCUUCUACUGUCAUCUGCUGCUAUAAUUGUUCUGUCUGUGGCCAAUAUGGGAAGCUGUAUCAUGGUUGUCUUCUCACCAUCUCUCCUGGGAUCUUCUGCCUUAAUGCCCCUUACUGGAUUCCUGCUGGGCUAUGCUGUCUCUGCAGCCUUCAAACUUGAUCACCGGUGCAGGCAGACAGUGUGCAUGGAAACUGGCUGCCAGAAUGUACAGCUUUGCUCAGCUAUCCUCAAGGUCACCUUUGCCCCAGAUAUCAUUGGCCCCCUGUACUUCUUCCCACUACUCUACUUGCUGUUCCAGCUUGGAGAAGGAUUUCUGCUCAUCCUGGUCUUUCGGAUCCGUGACAGAAUAAAGCAAGCUAAUGAUGCAGCAAAAAUUAUCUGUGCAGGUGUGGAUACAUUUAGUGCUCAAGAAAUGAAGUCAGUGUCAACACAUUGCAGAAACAGUGGAAAACCAGGAAAACAAUACAUGGAUUCUGCAGCAGUUGCUCUCAUAACCCUCCAGGCUCUACCUUCUGCAGCCAGCUCAUAAGUCUCCAGCUGUUCUGUCAAAGAUUUAUCUCAUUUCACAGCAGCCACAGAGCCAGCUGCACCCACACUGUUACUCCCCAAAGACCUUGCUCCAGAAUAUGCCUCGCUCUGUCAGCCCAGAAAGAAGAGACUUUCAGUGACUUCAAGAUCAUUGUGACAACCCUUUGGGACAGCUGAAGACCAGGUUAAGUGACUGUCCCGGUUUUACCUGUAAGAAAAUCACUGCCUACAUGAGUUCCCUUUCUUAAUUUCACUUACCUCUAACUGUCCCGCUGGUACAUAAUGGAAGCAGAUCCUGACGACAUCACUGCAGAUUAAUAACGUUAAUUUCUCUAACAGACCCAGAAUGAGCUGUCAAAGUUUCUCCACGCAGAAGCCACUGAGAUCCAAUGCACAGCCAAGCAGUGCAUGGGCUGUUCGUUUCUCCCAUCCUCCAGCGGGGACCACGCGGUACCACCGAUCCCCCACAGCAGAGGCCACACCACCACGACCAUGGCUACACAAACUGCCUUCGUAUGCAGAGUUUGGGCCCAGCAAGCUGAACCUCCAAAAGCAAUGAACCUUAAAUGUGCCUUCUUUUGUAGCAGUCAGUGAACUCCACACCACACCUCUUCUAGACACCACCUAGGUAUGGUCAUGCUACACACACCAGGAAAGAUUGGCAUCGACAUCUCCAAUGUCCAGACUAUGACUUGUAACCCAAAGUAGUUCACAUUAAUUAAGAAUAAA
Molecule: messenger RNA, 2337 nt
Organism: Hirundo rustica (Barn swallow)
Lineage: Eukaryota; Metazoa; Chordata; Aves; Passeriformes; Hirundinidae
Gene: SLC10A1
Product: solute carrier family 10 member 1
Exons: 7
Coding region: 452-1609 (385 amino acids)
Biological process (GO): bile acid and bile salt transport
Cellular component (GO): membrane
Molecular function (GO): bile acid:sodium symporter activity
Source: RefSeq, a predicted model, not a curated record